AUGCUAAAGGUGAAGAGCUUCACUGUAAAUUUCACCAUUACCAACUUGCCAUACAAGAAGGACAUGAAGAAUCCAAAAUCAGAUGUUUAUCAGAAAGCCAAAGCGAGCAUCGAGGAUGAGCUCAACCAGCUAUAUCAACGCAGUGAUCUGAAGAUGAAUUUUCUAGGCUGCUCUGUGAAAAACUUCAGAUCCACUAGCCAUGAAACUCAAACUGAUGUCAGUUCUGUCUGCACAUUUGCAAUGGAUUUUGGUUCAAGGACUUUUGACAAAGACCUUGUGUAUGAUAUAUUUAAAAACCUGACUCAGAAUGCCUCCCUAAUGGGGAAAUACAGCCUGGACAAUAGCAGCAUAAACGUUAAUGAGCUCCCUUAUUGGGCCAUCAUUCUCAUAUGCUUCUCCAUCUUACUGGGUUCCAUCUUUUCCCUUCUUCUGUGUUUCUUGACUGCUGUCUGGGUGAAGAGGAGAGCAGGCAAGUAUCAGAUCCAACAGAGCAUUUUCGGCUUCUAUUUCCCACACUUGGACAUGCGAAAAUCAUAG
This is a messenger RNA of Python bivittatus (Burmese python), 537 nucleotides long. Lineage: Eukaryota; Metazoa; Chordata; Lepidosauria; Squamata; Pythonidae. The record is from RefSeq and is a predicted model, not a curated record.